CAAUGCAAAAAGAAAAAAAAAAGAGAUCUAGUUAUUUUAGCCACGCUCUCAAGUCCCAUACAAGCAUUUCUGCUGUGCUUAAUCCCCGCUCUUUUAUUGGAUUACCAAAAGCGGUCAUGAGAGGGAUAAAAUGAAUUCGCACUUAUGAAUUUUUUACUGCGGUGACGAUGUCCAUGGAUUAAUCAAACGAAAUUUUUUGGGUUUGCAGGAGAAUAUGAGAUUCUCUUAUAAGGAGGAACAGAUGAAAAUCAACAAAAAGCUUCUCCACAUUCAUCAGAGCGAUCGCAUCUGGUCUUUGUCCCCUUCCUUUACACGGUUAAUAUUCAUGCAAAAGGAAAAGAAAAACACCCUACUCCACCUGGGCUUAUUGUCUCUCGUCCAAUGGAUCAGUGCAGCCGUCAUCGUCCUCAACAUCAUUGCUCUCAACAUCGCCAGCGAGAACUCCAUCGAAGGAUUGUUCAGUCUCCACAUGGGGCCUCAUGAUUAUCUUCUCAUUGUAUUAGGCACCACAUCCUUGGCAAGCUGUUCGGUAUUGCUGGGACUCUACAUCCGAAAGUUGUAUCAACAGAUGAAAGGACGUUCGCUCAACGUCUCGAAAGCCUUGCUGACUACAGAGAUCGCCGUCAGUGUCAUGCUUAUUGCUUUUUGGGGUUUGGCCACAGCCGUGGUGAUGGCCCAAUUUAACGCGGCAUCGCCUUGUCGAAUCAGCCAAUCAUCGAUAAUUCAAACGCUCGGUUCUGCCUGCGAUUUGAUGGACAGUGCGGUGGUGCUUGCCUUCAUGGCAGUAGGCGGAUGGGGAAUGAUUCUUCUCGUAGCACUGAUUGACUUGACGCGUGAAAUGGCCGAAUCAUCGAUGAUAUCAACUUGUCGUCACUAUAUUCAUCGUUUAUCGCACCACGAUAAACAUUACGCAAAAUAUCCUUCGACCAUCAACAUGCCGUCUUCGUUUUUUUCUAAAAGUUUCUUCACUCGCAAACGCGAUAAAACCCGUCAUCCGUAUCAUGACCUGGAUACUCAAACAAGUUGGUACAGACAUUCAUUGUCUUCAACGACAAUGGUUCCGGUGCCUGCAGACAUGUUGCCCAAGAUUCAAGAAGGCAUGUCCAAGCUUGAUGUCACAUUCUAAGCGUCCUGAAAGAAGGCUAACACCAACUUGUUCCUCAUACAAACGC
Radiomyces spectabilis is the source of this 1172-nucleotide messenger RNA. RefSeq lists its product as uncharacterized. The transcript has 3 exons. NCBI's taxonomy places the organism in Eukaryota, Fungi, Mucoromycota, Mucoromycetes, Mucorales, Radiomycetaceae. The coding region runs from base 215 to 1126 and encodes 303 amino acids. The record is from RefSeq and is a predicted model, not a curated record.